Bradysia coprophila is the source of this 1993-nucleotide messenger RNA. RefSeq lists its product as uncharacterized. The record is from RefSeq and is a predicted model, not a curated record. Lineage: Eukaryota; Metazoa; Arthropoda; Insecta; Diptera; Sciaridae. Gene Ontology annotation, cellular component: plasma membrane.
AGUUUCUCAGUCAGUCGGUUUGAAAGAAAGAUAAAGAAAUUCAGUUAAGAUUGAUCCUCUGACCGGAUCACAUCAAUUCUACAGCUUGUGAAUAGUAACAUUGCGUUGUUCACAAUCGAAACUGUUGUUGGAUUAUGAGAAUAGGGAUUUUCGUUGAAUCAGUAAAAAUCAUUGAAGCAAAAAAGUGAGUAUGCGGUCAAUCGCUGUUCUUAUUAUCGCGGCUGUAUUUUCAAUACUUCAGGCUGUACCCCAUUCAAAUGCAUCAAAUGUAACAAACGAGCAGCUGCGUGAUGGACUUUUGAGUUUGGUACAUUCGUACUCUCUCUUAGAAAAUAAAUUGGAUCGGCAUGAACAGCGCGAAAGAGCUCUCGGUGAUGUGAUUAAACGUAGCCUGCAGACGCUGCAAAAGGGUCAAAAAAUAUUUGAACCAAUGCGGGGUACCUUUGCUCGACUGGAUGAACGAAUGAGCGAAAUCGAAUCGUUUCUAAUAGCACAAGAUGAAAAGUACAAGGAAGAACAAGCUAAAAUGGGCAAAGCAUUGGAAGCAAUCAUGAAGUGGAUGGUUGAAAAUAAAGUACCCUCAGAGUCUAGGCCAGCUGUAAAAUCGGAUGAAUCGUCUGAUGAGGAGGACGAAAGCUUGUCGAAGAAAGUGGAAGAUUUAUCAGAUAAUGUGAAAGAUCUUCGACGACAAAUUGCCGAAAUGGUAUCUGACAAAGACUCGACAUCUAAGGGAUUAUUGGAACAAACAGAGAAAUUGGUUAACUCUAAGCUAGCUUCAGCUGAUGAGGUCAUAUCCAAAAUUGAAGAAAAACUUACACACUUUUAUGUCACCGGACCAAUAUCAACACCAUCACCGUCACGAAGCAAUGAUUGGGAAGAUCAAAUCUACCAAACUUUACAAGAGAUCCGAUCCAAUGUCAACGCCAUAACAUCGACCAAGGGCGCAACAUCCGGCUCGAGUUCAGGACUCGACAAAGAAUUUUUCGAAACAAUAGCAAACCAAACAUUAGAAUCGAUUGAGGAUAUGAAAAUUGAAGUGUUGGCUGCAAGCGAUAAAAGUUUCACCAAAACUGCUACAAGAAUCAAAGAAACGGUUGAGCAUUUAGACGGUUCAAUAAAUGAGGUGUUGAAGACUCUGUCGGAUGCUGAUACAAAUACGGAAACAUUCCGUGAAGAUGCCCGAAAAAGUUUCACCGACCUGAAAACUGACCUUGCAGCACUGGGAAAAUUGGAGAACAUUUUGUUGCAAACAGCCGAUAAUGUGCUGUCUAUUAAGCGCGGUAUGGAAUUUAAUGUUCAUGCAAUUACCUUGGAAGUAGGGGAUGUUGUACGAUCCAGUGCCAAGGACAUGAAUUCAACAUUUUACAAGAGAUUCGAUGCACUCAACGAAACCAUAUUGAGCAAUCACAACGGUGCCCUAUCGAAUCUUACCGCAAAAAUUGAGACGGAAAUAAGUCAAGUGUGGCGGCAGAUUGGAAUCAUGUACCAGGAAGUUUCGUCCAGCAAACAAGCUCUUAACAAAUUGCAAGAACAAACUGAAGCUUAUGUUAACGGUACAUUUACUACCAUGGACAGUAUGGAAGGAAAAGUAUCGCAAAUCACCGGUCGUAUGGCUGAAGUGGACGAAAAUUUGAACUAUCUGUUAGGAAGACUCUCACUUGUGACACAAGAGUUUAAUCAAAUUAAGACUGGAUUGGGUAGUGCGUUGGAUAACAUCCGAAGUAGUUUCCAGAUUGUACAAAAUAAAGUGCAAAAUGUUGGUCCUGGACCUCAUAAUAUUCCAGACGAUGAACAUGGCAGUAGAUAAAAUGGAAUUGUGUGUGAAUUUUACUCUGACUCUCAUAAUACCUGUAGUUUUAAGUCAAAUUACCUUUAUGUACUAGUUUGUGUCUUCGCAUUCGGUUGCGUUCCGGACAACUGAUAAAAAUAACCGAGUGUACUUAUAGCAACCUUUUUUUAAUAAAUGACAGACGGGGAGCGAAGAAGAAUGUCA